Fomitopsis serialis is the source of this 1081-nucleotide messenger RNA. RefSeq lists its product as uncharacterized. The transcript has 2 exons. Lineage: Eukaryota; Fungi; Basidiomycota; Agaricomycetes; Polyporales; Fomitopsidaceae. Gene Ontology annotation, molecular function: arylformamidase activity. Bases 136 to 921 code for a protein of 261 amino acids. The record is from RefSeq and is a predicted model, not a curated record.
AUGUUACUCCAGGUAUCACCAGGCUACACUCAAGCUACACUGAAGUGUCGCUGAAGACGCCGUAAAAUAGGCCGCCGUCUGUCAGUGGACGGUUGAUUCUAUCUCCCGGACCGACGUCCGUAUUGUCCUCCCGUGAUGUCUUUGAACCACCGAACAUUCACCUGCAGCCUCCUCGGCACCGACCCGGGCUAUAUAUGUACGCUGUGUGCCCCCGAACACAUCCAAGCCCCUCGCGUUCACAUGGGAGACCCUGCGGCACUCGACACCGCGCUCAAACCGCGAGUCAUCGACCUCACCCAUCCGCUAGUGCCCAACGGGGUGCCUACCUGCCCGGGACACCCGAAGUACACCGCCGAGCACACGUUCAAGCUCGCCGAGGGCGCGUUCGCGAACGUGCACACGCUCACGAUCGGGACGCACACCGGGACGCACAUAGACGCGCCGUACCACUUCUACGAGGACGCAUGCUCCGUCGACCAACUCGACCUGUCGCUGCUCGCCGCGGCGCCCGCCAUCGUCGUCGACGUCCGCCACAAGGCUCCGCACGAAGCCAUCACCUGGGAUGACAUGCGGAAAUACGAGAGCGGGAUGCGCGAGGGUACGGCGGUGCUACUGUGCACGGGCUGGGCGUCCCGCGACCAUCCGUAUCUGGAGUUGGAGGCUGCGGAACGGAUUCUCGAGAAGGGAGUGCGGGUCAUCGGCGCGGAUACUAUCAGCCCCGAUGAAUGGCGGACCGAUGGAGGAGACACGGGAAUGGUGCACAGGGUCGUGUUGCGAGCCGGGGGAGUGAUUGUGGAGAACCUUCGUGGUUUGGGCGAAGUAGUUGAGAGUGGCUGGAGUCAUAUUCGCGUCUCCUUACUGCCUAUGAACCUUGCAGGUUGCGAUGGCAGUCCCAUUCGCGCCGUCGCUUGGGGAGAUUAGUCUGGGGUAUUGCAUCGGAUGGUACGGACAGUGUACAGCAGGACGCCUGUGUCGAGCAAAUUAUUGUUCACAUUCUGCUACUUAUCUGUGCACAUUCCUGUCUACUACUUACAUAGUAGUUGUGUCCAGCAAGUAAUAAAGCAGCUGCGGCAUACAUUAA